Messenger RNA from Enhydra lutris kenyoni (northern sea otter), 1040 nucleotides. RefSeq names its product transmembrane protein 250. The transcript has 2 exons. NCBI's taxonomy places the organism in Eukaryota, Metazoa, Chordata, Mammalia, Carnivora, Mustelidae. The coding region runs from base 420 to 908 and encodes 162 amino acids. The record is from RefSeq and is a predicted model, not a curated record.
AGGCGAGGGCCGCGGGGCUUCGGGCCCGGGAGGCGGCGGGCCCCCAUUCUCGGGGACGCGGAGCCGCAUCUACGAGGGAGCGACCCGGAACCCGGCAGGCCUGAAACCCUUCACGAGUCCGCGCGCAAUCCUCCGGGUCCGGUUGGGGCAACGCCGGGCGCGGCGGCGGGAGUGGGCCGCUCCCCAGCCCGGCCACCGGUCCCCGGGCCGCGGACACGUGAGGACGGCGCGCGCGUGCGCGGAGGGGCUGCCCACGGUCCGCACGCGCAGGCCCACCAUCUGCGCCUGCGCAAGACAGACCGAGCAGCCGGCGGCGUACGCGGGACGAGGCGUCGGGCGGCAGUGCUAAGGACGGCGCGCACGCAGGCACGCCGCUGCACCCCCCAGGGCUCAGCUGCCACGCGCGGGCCUAGGUGCCCAUGACGCCUAUGCCGACCGCUGCGCGGACACCAGUGCUGCCACCAGCUCGCCACAGCGCCCGGGCCCCGAUGCCGGUCAUGCCCAUCCCGCGGCGGGUGCGCUCCUUCCACGGCCCGCACACCACCUGCCUGCACGCGGCCUGCGGGCCGGCACGCACCUCCCGCCUGGCCCGCACCAAGUACAACAACUUCGACGUGUACGUGCGCGCGCGCUGGCUGUACGGCUUCAUCCGCUUCCUGCUCUACUUCAGCUGCAGCCUGUUCACCGCCGCGCUCUGGGGCGCGCUGGCCGCGCUCUUCUGCCUGCAGUACCUGGGCGUGCGCGUCCUGCUGCGCUUCCAGCUCAAGCUGUCGGUGCUGCUGCUGCUGCUGGGCCGCCGGCGCGUGGACUUUCGCCUCCUCAACGAGCUGCUCAUCUACGGCAUCCGCGUGACGGUGCUGCUGGUCGGGGGCCUGGGCUGGUGCUUCAUGGUCUUCGUGGACAUGUGAGGGCCCUGCCUGGGCCUCCGUCGCGGGGUGUCUUCCCCGAGGCCCGUGCUUCGCCUGACCGGCUGGGUCGGGACUCCUCCCGCCUCGCGGGUCUGGGCGGGGGGGGGGGGGGGGGGGGGGGGGGGGGGGGCG